GCGUCCAGUGGCGGAGCGGGCGUUCCACUCCACUCCACUCUCCUCCGGCCCCGGCGCCCGCGGCAACCACACCCGCGACUCACUCCACCUGCCCCCUCCAUGCGCGACUGACCCCCCUCCCUCUCGGACCCGAUGCCUCUCAUGGCCGUCUCCUCCCCCCACCACCCUUCUCCUUCCUCCGCGCGCCACCCCCGCCGCGCCACCGCCGGGGCCACAGCAGCGCCCUCCGCCACCGCCAGCGACGACUUCGACUACCCCCUCGCCGACCCCUCCGUCCGCUGGCCCAGCCUCCGCUUCCCGCACCUCCCCGCGCCCCGCUUCCCCGCCGCCGACGCCGCCCCUCCUCCUCCUCCCGCCCCGGCGAGGCCGGGGCCCGCGGAGGACGACUCGUCCGCGCCCUCCGCCUCCGGCCCCUCGGUCGCCGCCGUCGCCGUCGAGCCGCUGGACGCACGGGCCCACCGCGGGAGGCUGAAGAAGCUGAGCAAGCUCGCGCUGCGCCGGGCGCGGGACUGGCGGGAGCGCGUGUCCGACCUCGCGGGCCGCCUCCUGGCGCUGCCCCCCGGCGCGCCCGUCGCGGAGGUGCUCGACGACGCGUGGGUGUCCCCCGACGAGCUCGCCUACGUGGUGCGCGCCGUGGGCGCGGCCUCCUGGCGGCGCGCGCUCGACGCCUUCGAGUGGCUCGCGGCGAGCGGCGACGGGGCCCCGGGCCCCCGCGUCGUCGCCGUCGUUCUCGGGGUCCUCGGCCGCGCACGCCAGGACGGGCUCGCGGAGGAGCUCUUCCUCCGCUUCGCCGGGGAGGGCGCCACCGUGCAGGUGUUCAACGCCAUGAUGGGCGUGUACGCCCGCUCCGGCCGCUUCGACGACGUUCGGCAGCUGCUUGACGCAAUGCGCGGCCAGGGGAUCGAGCCCGACCUGGUCAGCUUUAACACUCUGAUCAAUGCCAGCGCCAAGUCCGGGUGCUUAGCCCCCGGCGCCGCCUUCGAUCUCCUGCACGAAGUCCGGCAAGCUGGGCUCAGGCCGGACGUUAUCACUUACAACACCCUGAUCAGCGCUUGCUCGCAAGGUUCCAUUCUGGACGAUGCAGUGGCAGUGUUCAAAGAGAUGAUUGAUUCGGAGUGUCGGCCGGAUUUGUGGACGUACAAUGCCAUGGUGUCAGUUCAUGGCCGGUGUGGGACGGCCCGGGAGGCUGAGCAGAUGUUCAUGGAGCUGCUAGACAAGGGUUUCAAGCCGGAUGCAGUUACCUAUAAUUCUCUCCUUCAUGCUUUUGCGAAGGAAGGAGACGUCGACGCGGUGGAGCGUGUGUGCGAGGAGUUGGUUAAGGCUGGGUUCAGGAAGGAUGGAAUCACUUACAAUACCAUGAUUCAUAUGUAUGGGAAGAUGGGCAGGCUUGACCUGGCACUUGGUCUCUAUGAUGAGAUGAGAGCUAUAGGUUGCACUCCAGAUGCUGUGACUUACACUGUCUUGAUUGAUUCUCUGGGGAAGGUGGAUAGGAUAUCUGAUGCAGGGAAGGUGCUGGAGGAGAUGGUAGAUGCAGGAUUAAAGCCAACCCUGGUAACUUUCAGUGCUUUGAUAUGUGCAUAUGCCAAAGGCGGUAGGCGGGACGAGGCAGAGCAGACAUUUGAUCGCAUGGUUGCGUCAGGUGUCAAACCCGAUCGUUUAGCCUAUUUGGUUAUGCUGGACAUUAUCGCAAGGUCUGGUGAGACGAAAAAGCUGAUGGUUCUGUAUCGGACAAUGAUGAAGGAUGGUUAUGUACCAGAUGACACCUUGUAUCAGGUUAUGCUUGCUGCACUUGCAAAAGGAAAUGAACAUGAGGAGAUUGAAGGAGUUAUGCAAGACAUGGAGGUUGUUUGUCAGAUGGAUCGGCAACUGGUAUAUAGUAUACUCAUCAAGGCGGGUUGCAUUUUUCAGGGUGCUAAGCUGUUAAAGAAGGCAUGCCUACAAGGACACGAGCCUGACAGUAAGAGUUUACUGUCCAUUCUGGAUGCUUAUGAAACAAUGGGAAAGCAUGAAGAAGGCCUCUCUUUGCUUCAAUGCAUCCGGGAGAAUGUCCCCAGCUCCCGUAACUUGAUAUCUGAAUGUUCCAUCAUGCUUAUGUGCAAAAACCAGAAGAUUGCUGCUGCCCUUCAACAGUACAGCAGUAUGCAGACAUUAAAAUGUGGAUCUUUUGGUCAUGAUCGUAACUUGUAUGAGUGCUUGAUUACAUGCCUUGCGGAGGCUGAAUUCUUGCCAGAAGCUUCUCAGGUGUUCUGCGACAUGCAGUUUAUUGGCAUAGAGCCUUCCCAGAAGAUAUAUGAGAGUAUGAUCUCUACAUAUUGUAAAUUGGGCUUCCCAGAAACAGCUCACCAAUUGAUGGAUGAAGCUGUACAGCCUGGUGUUUGGCUAAAUACUCUUUCAUCUAGAGUAACCAUAAUCGAAGCAUAUGGGAAGACAAAACUCUGGCAGCAUGCGGAAAAUUUCGUGAAAGGACUGAAUCAAGAGGCAGGUGUUGACAGGCGAAUCUGGAAUGCAUUGAUACAUGCCUAUGCCGAAAGUGGCCUUUAUGAGCAAGCAAGGGCAGUCUUUGACAUUAUGAUUAAAAAGGGCCCUCUACCAACUGUUGAUUCAAUUAAUGGAAUGAUGAGAGCAUUGAUUACUGAUGGCAGACUAGAUGAGUUGUUUGUGGUUGUUCAGGAGCUUCAAGAUAUGGGUUUCAAGAUCAGCAAAAGCACAGUAAUCCUUAUGCUUGAAGCUUUUGCAAAAGCUGGGGAUGUUUUCGAGGUAAUGAAAAUAUAUAAUGGAAUGAAGGAAGCAGGAUACCUGCCAAACAUGCACAUCUACAGAAGUAUGAUUUCCCUGCUCUGCCGUAAUAAACGAUUCAGGGAUGUUGAAUUGAUGGUUGCGGAGAUGGAGGCAGCAGGAUUCAAGCCAGAUCUAGUCAUACUUAACACCCUUCUUUUGAUGUAUACUGGGAACGGAGACUUUGAUAAGACAGUAGAAGUAUACCAUAGUAUUUUGGAAGCUGGCUUAGAGCCUGAUGAAGAUACGUAUAAUACACUGAUAGUCAUGUACAGUAGAAACUUGAGGCCUGAAGAAGGUUUUACUCUCUUGAAUGAGAUGGGUAAACGAGGUUUGACACCCAGGUUAGAAUCCUAUAAAAGCUUGCUUGUAGCAUCUGGAAAAGCAAAACUAUGGGAGCAAGGUGAACAGCUUUUCGAGGAAAUAAGGUCAAAGGGUUAUCGGUUAAAUCGAUCUUUAUAUCACGUAAUGAUGAAAAUGUACAGGGACACCUGCAACCAUUCCAAAGCCGAGCAGCUACUAGCAGCAAUGAAAGAAGACGGCAUCGAACCAACAAUUGCCACUAUGCACAUCCUCAUGACUUCUUAUGGGACUGCAGGGCACCCAGUGGAAGCUGAGAAAGUGCUGAACAGCUUGAAAUCUUCCAGUUUGGAAGUCAGCAGUUUACCAUACAGUACUGUUUUUGACGCCUACUUGAAAAAUGGUGACUACAGUCUUGGAAUCACAAAGUUGUUGGAAAUGAAAAGAGAUGGUAUAAAACCAGAUCAUCAAGUUUGGACAUGUUUCAUAAGGGCCGCUAGUUUGUGCGAGCGAACUGAUGAUGCCAUUCUUCUCCUAAACUCUUUACAAGAUUGUGGAUUUGGCCUUCCUAUUAGGCUCCUGACUGAGAGGACUCCAUCCCUGUUAACUGAGGUUGACAGUUUUCUAGAAGAACUCGAGGCACUAGAAGAUUCUGCUGCUCUGAACUUUGUAAAUGCACUAGAAGACCUGCUGUGGGCAUUUGAACGUCGAGCAACUGCUUCAUACAUUUUCCAGUUGGCAGUAAAUAGAAGCAUAUACCGUCACAGUAUCUUUCGGGUGAUAGAAAAGGACUGGGGAGCUGACUUCCGGAAGCUGUCUGCUGGCGCUGCACUUGUCGCUCUAACAUUAUGGCUUGAUCAAAUGCAAGAUGCUUCACUACAGGGUUCACCAGAAUCCCCCAAAUCUAUUGUACUGGUCACAGGGGAGGGGGAAUAUAACAUGGUAUCCUUGCGUAAGACGAUCAGAGCGUACCUUUUGGAAAUGGGGUCCCCUUUCUUGCCAUGUAGAGCUCGAACAGGUCGCUUUGUGGCGAAGUUUUACUCUCUUAAGAUGUGGCUGAAAGAUUCUCCUUUCUGCAUGGAUCUUGAGUUGAAAGACGCCCCAGCUCUUCCUAAAAUGAACUCAAUGAAGCUCACUGAAGGGUACUUCAUGAGAGCUGGUCUUGUAUCAACAUUUAAAGAUAUACACGAGCAACUUGGGGAAGUACGGCCAAAGAAAUUCUCCAGAUUAGCUAUGUUGUCAGAAGAAAGCAGGGCCAAAUUUAUUAAAGCUGAUAUAAAAGGAAGGAAAGACAAACUGGAGAGAAUUAAAGAGAAGGGGCUUGUCAUACCAAGAAAAUCUAAAAGAGGACCACGGAGAGCAAAAUUUGUUAGAGAACAAAGCACGCAGGAGGUUUUGAAGUAGUGUUUGUUUUGCUUCAUGACGACAUUUUCUCAAGUGGCACUGUGGUGUUAACAUGAAUAUUCUUAAUGGGAGAGGAUGAAAAGGGAAUGGUGACAAUACUGUGAUGCUGAUCGGUCAAGUUACGAGUGUGAUCGAACAAAAGAUGGGAUGCAUUUGCUUCCUGGUUAAUUUGUCACAGCCUAUCAAGUUCAUACUGGUAAAUGGUUUACCAUCUCUUCUGUCAUUUUUAACCUACAAGUUUACCAUUUUAUACAGUACUUCUCUUUGCAGAGAUGACCAAGUGAUGAAGAUAGCAUGUUCCACUCAACAUGACAUCAUCAUGGGCCAUUAUAUAUAUACUACAAAAAAAACAGUGCCUUAUUCAUGUCAUAUAAGCUUUCCAACUAUUUAAGGUGGUCAUACUGAAUCUAAAGAUGGAAUUUUAUUUUAUGCGUUGACCCAAACUGGUAGAAAAAGGGCUGGUGAAAUGAUAAGUGAGGGAGGAAAAACUGUACAACACGUUUACAAGACCAGAUUAGUCAGAGAAAGGAACUGAAUUUUUGGUUCAGCCUUGAUCCUCCAAAUAGCAACCAUUAGAUGCUGGCAGCCAUGAGAUGGUGUCUCUGUUAUCAUUCAAAAUAAGCUCAUUAGUGGCCCUCCAUGGACUGAGAAACUGAUCCAGUUCCAAAUCGGGGGUAAUCAUCUUCAGUCCCCGCAUCCAUCUGCCAUCCUGCAUCGCUUCAGCAACAGUUAGGUUUUUCCUUGAGGCAAGCCUGAAAAGGGAUGGGGCAAUAUCCUUUGGAGCACUCCUCUACAUCCAUCUAUCAUGGCAGAAAUGACAAGUUUCAACCUGACUAUUAUAACUUCACUGUUAUGACCCUUCCACAGUCUAUAUGAAAAUGCUUCUCAUGUAAGGAUGAUCUGUACUUUACAAGGGCAAAUAACUACAAGAGUUUCUACCUGGCGUCCUCCUCCUCUAGGGGUUUAUGCAGUCAAUGUGGAUUCAGCUUUUAAUCCCAAUACGAAACAAGGCUCAUCUGACAUUGUAAUUAGUGACACCACAGGUGGUUUUGUUGCUGCAAGAAGUUUCCAAAUUGACAAUGCAGCUGAUGUUUUAAUGGCUGAAGCAAUGACAACUAGAGAUGGGUUAUGGUUCGCUCAACAUAUGGGCCUGAAUAGGAUUGUUAUUCGGUCAGAUAAUGAGGCGGCAGUUCAGACUAUGAAUGAAGGAGGGUUUUCUGCAACAGCUAGCUCGGCCAUUUUCUAUGAGGGCGGGUAUUUUUGAUGAAGUGAAGUUUGUCCAUUGUCCAAUGGAAGCCAAUAUGAGGGCGCAUGAGGUAGAGAGGUCUGUGUCUUUAAUUUCUGAAGCUUGUACUUGGGUCGAUGAACCCCCUAGUUUUCUCUUGCCCUGGCUCCUAUCUCAUGUAUCUUUGAUUCACAAUCAAUAAAAUGCGCCAGAUGGCUUCCCUCAAAAA
Aegilops tauschii subsp. strangulata is the source of this 5933-nucleotide messenger RNA. Its product is annotated as pentatricopeptide repeat-containing protein At3g18110, chloroplastic. The record is from RefSeq and is a predicted model, not a curated record. NCBI's taxonomy places the organism in Eukaryota, Viridiplantae, Streptophyta, Magnoliopsida, Poales, Poaceae. Gene Ontology annotation, molecular function: protein binding.